This is a messenger RNA of Dicrocoelium dendriticum, 444 nucleotides long. The record is from the annotation of a GenBank genome assembly. NCBI's taxonomy places the organism in Eukaryota, Metazoa, Platyhelminthes, Trematoda, Plagiorchiida, Dicrocoeliidae.
AUGAAAAUGAAGCGGAAGCGAGGGCAACGCUUUGCAACCAACCUGCGUGAAUUAGUACAGGAGCUUUUAGAAGAAGAAGAACAUCUAAUGGCUCUUGAGGAAGAACAUUCGAAUAUCUCAGACGACGGGUACACUGUGCUCGGAAGUGUUGCAUCGUCGAAUGACAACCGACGUGAGCUCAAAUCACAAGUGAAGGGGCCAGCUGAGGAGAAUAUGGUACACUUCAAUGAUGAUAGUGCUCGAUUGCGCGUUGCUUGCGUGUGCCAGCAGGAGCAAUUGGAGACGUUGGAAUACCAUCCGCUUCGGCUGCACCUCCCACGCCUACCCUCCACCAACAGCGCUUUCACGCCUUUCGAAUUGAAACGGCGUCAGAUGAACAGCCCAAUGACACGAGCAAAUGAACCAACGUCAAGGCUCCAUGCGGAGCAGUUUGACGUCCGUUAG